ACCAUAAUUUAUAUCUAAAUGGCCGUGGUGGAUGUCCGAAGUAAUAAGUAUUAUAAUAGGUGAGAUGUCAGCUUAAAAAUUAGAAUGCUUAUUGCUUACAGCUUAGAUCGUCUUUUUUAUUAUACAAGUUAAAUUUUGAGUUUUUAACUAUUAAAAUUUGAAAGUUUAAAGCAAAUCGAAAUAUUAAAUUAAAUUAUUUAGCGUAUUACUUUUUUGUACGAUGGAUCUUUUAGUUUUACUCUCGAUAUUUUCAGCAUCGGUCAUUGUUGGGUUGUUUGGUUUUGUAUUUCGAUAUAAAUUUUUUAAAAGUGGACCUGAGAAAGUUGUUCAAGAAGAUCCUAUAGUUAGACCUAGACCCGGAGUUCGUGUACAAAAUCGUAACACGUUACGUCGAAACAAUCGUAAUGUUAUAGAACCAAGAAAUGAAAAUGUUGAGAAUGAAGAUGCUAUAGUUGACCCUAGUGUUGUAGCUGCCAUAGAUCCAAAACUAGGAGCUAAAAAACGAGCAAAAUUAGAAGCUAAAGCAGAAAAAAAAGCCAAACGAGAAGUUGAAUUACAAGAACGUGAAGAUCGUAAAAAAAAACAAGAAGCAGAAGAAGCAGAAAGGAAAGCUAAAGAAGAUCAUGAAAAGAGACAAGAACAAGAGCGAUUAGCACUAGAAAAGAAAAUUGAAGAAGAAAAGGCUAAACAAGAAUAUCUACAGUAUGUACAAUUAAAAGAAACUUUUGGAGUAGUAGAAGAAGGCUAUGAAGAGACAUUAGAAGAUCAAGGUGCAACAUUAUUACAAUUCAUUGAAUACGUUAAGGAAAAUAAAGUAAUUAUUCUGGAUGAGCUUGCUUUAAAGUUCAAAUUAAAAACUCAGGCUGUAAUAGAUAGAAUUCAAAGUUUAUUAGAAGAAGGUUCAUUAACUGGAGUAAUUGAUGAUAGAGGGAAGUUUAUUUAUAUAUCACAAUCUGAACUUAACGCAGUUGCUUCAUUUAUCAAUAAACGUGGAAGAGUAUCAUUAACAGAAUUAGCUGAACAUAGCAAUAAUUUGAUUGUUCUUGAUAAACCAAUUUCCGCAACAUAAAUAUAAAAACUGUUUCUUGGAUAAUAUAUAAAAUCCCUAAAUAAAUUAUUUAUUAAAAAAUGUAAUUGUUAAUA
Molecule: messenger RNA, 1143 nt
Organism: Rhopalosiphum maidis (corn leaf aphid)
Lineage: Eukaryota; Metazoa; Arthropoda; Insecta; Hemiptera; Aphididae
Gene: Ddrgk1
Product: DDRGK domain-containing protein 1
Exons: 6
Coding region: 221-1069 (282 amino acids)
Source: RefSeq, a predicted model, not a curated record